UUAACUAACUUUACUUCAUAAAGUCGAGUGAAGCUGCUGAAUAAUGUGACGCUAGCAUAUUGAAUUGUAUUUUGGAGUUUCAUGACAUUUCAGGAUCCUAGCAUUUGCGUCACAAAGAGAUGCCCGAUAGUGUCUUAAUUGAAUUAGUUAAACCACCCCUAAUUAAAAGCUAUCCGCAUGAUCACCUUCUGUCAGCAGAGUGUACAGAACAGUACAGAAUGUACACGUCAUUGCAAAUUAUUAAUCACAAUUUAAUGUGGAAAGGAAACCCAUUUGAUUCCUAAUUCUCUGGGAGAAAGCUCAGGUAGGGCGAUGUCGUCAGGAGAGGGUUUGGGUAGCUGUUUCUCUCUAGCACUGACGAGUGCCUGUCUUAUAUAUCUUACCUAACUGCAGGUGUGUGAAGGGGAACUUUGUGAAAUCUGUUCACACUCUGUUUUCCGAGCAAUAGCGUUGCUCUAGACACCGAACAUCCAUCUCUUCUGCAUGAGGUCAUAUGUACCCCACUUUAUCAAUCCCAUGUUCCCCUGCACUCUCCAUUCAUGACUGUGAAGUGUGACAUACAGUAUGUAAAUAUGACCACUUAGCCUCUACUACAUCCCUACACACAGGAAUUCAUCCCCAGUGGUCAACUGCAGUCAACUACAGUCAACUACAUUCAACUACAGUCAACUACAGUCAACUACAGUCAACUGCAGCAUGCUGAAAUGCUGGAAGAAAAUGCAGAGCCUGGUUGUCGGUACUGCCUCCUCUGUAUGGUUUAUUAUCACGCUAGGUGUGUACACGCAAUGUGAAGACGUGUAUAAAUCAAUCUUUGACAGUUUUGAUAAGAUAAUAUAUACAGCACACUAUAUAAACACUAUAGAUAGCGUCAAACAAGUAAAUGCAUCGUUGGUUUGUUUAUCUCUGAAUUUAAGCCGAAGUGCUGUUGUCCAGCAAUGAUGUUCAGUUUGAGAGCAUUCCAGCCACAGUUCCAGGUACUUCCCAUACUGUAUUGGGGCUGCCAAGCUUCACUUAACAAUUUAACUGAAUCACAGAGAGAUUAACCCCUGAAUCCUCUCAUGAAUCCAGUCGUGUUGUUAAUUUGCUCCGUGGUGAGUUUUGAAGUAUUUCUGGAGCUGCUGUGCUCUCUUCAGUCUCCUAAAGCCCUUGCUCUGUGUUUCUGCCCCAGCUCCGAGGCGCGCUGAGAGAGAUGCACGUGGUGACGGCCAGGUGCCGCGGGCAGGGCUCCUCCCAGCGCAUGGAGCUCGCGGAGAGGAGGAACAAGCAUGCCGAGCUGAGGCUGGGCUGCAGCCUGAGCUCCCUGGAGCAGCACUGCGGGAGACAGCUCGCCCUGCUGCAGGAGGAGGGAAGGCAGCUGAGGCUGGAGAUGCUGCAGAUACGCACGGAGAAGACCCCCUCUUUGGAGAAUCUCGAUGUGGAAUUCCCUCCCGACUUUCCCAAACCUCAGCUCUUCCGAAAACGCCUCUCUCUCCCGUCCCUGCAGCUGGCUCCUCCACUGAGCUCCAGAGCAGACUUUCUGGCUAGGCGGAGAUCCUUGACUGCUGUCCCAGAGGACUUCCAAAAGAGGAUCAGCAGCUUCCUGUCCGACCUGGACCUCCUGAAGGGGGGCGUGUCUGAGGAGUGUGUCGCCGUGGCCACGGAGGAGGGGGCGGGGCAGGAGCAGGCAGAGGCUGCAGGAGAGGAGAGGAGAGGGAGGGGGAGGAGAGACUGGGCAGCCGUGCCCUUGGAAGAGGCCCUGAGAGAGGUGCGAAGAUGCAGGUACCUCCGUCACAGAGAGAGACCCGACUGGGAGAGGGAGCUGGGGCUGGAGGAGAUCUUCUGCAAGGAGGAGGGGAGGUCGGCUGGGGGGAGUAGACUGCUCUGCAACAUGACUAACCUGUCAAAUUGAAUCUCUGACAGGCAUUGUGGAAUAUAUGAAAGCUGCAUCUCCCUGUUUGUCGUGAUGGACAAAACUGAGACGCCUUGAAAAAGGGCUUAAUAUCAGUGUUCUGUACAUCUGUUUUAAUUAGAUAUUUACUCACAUUUUCCACAUUUUGUCACCCAUAGCACUGAACUGAGACAAAGUAAAAGAAACUUUUUUACAUUCUAUGGCAAACAAGUCUUUUUCAAUGUCUUUAAAUGUUUGAAUGUGUUCAAUAAACAUCCAAUUGUGUUAAUUCAAUAUUUGUGGAAUAGUGGCUGAGCCGAGCUGUCAGUGUAAAUCCACAUCACAAAGAUCAGCACAAUGUAUUUAAAAAUAGUUCUGUGGGACUGUGAGAAGCUGUUAAACACAAUGAGAACAUUUACAAACAAGCGGAGGCUGUUCAGCCCGUCAGCGCUCGUUCGCUUCCUACUAGCUGAUUGAUCUCAAA
Messenger RNA from Polyodon spathula (Mississippi paddlefish), 2351 nucleotides. RefSeq lists its product as uncharacterized. The record is from RefSeq and is a predicted model, not a curated record. NCBI's taxonomy places the organism in Eukaryota, Metazoa, Chordata, Actinopteri, Acipenseriformes, Polyodontidae. The transcript is spliced from 3 exons. Bases 1190 to 1888 code for a protein of 232 amino acids.